This is a messenger RNA of Dibothriocephalus latus, 638 nucleotides long. NCBI's taxonomy places the organism in Eukaryota, Metazoa, Platyhelminthes, Cestoda, Diphyllobothriidea, Diphyllobothriidae. The record is from the annotation of a GenBank genome assembly.
GCUUCUAUGAUAGUUACAUUCUCCUACUGGACUUCAAUUCCCUCUACCCGUCCAUUAUUCAGGAGUUCAAUCUGUGCUUCACUACAAUGGAUCGAUCUUUUUUAACCGCCACUUCCACUGAUGACGCCACACAAUCGACGGAAAGCCAAGAUCUCAUUUCGGCUCUGAUCGCCAGCGUCACGUCUGGAGGCAGCGGCGGCGAUGGCAGCGGUGCCAAUAGUGAUCAACAGAGCCGCCUGCCCACCAGUCGCGCCUCGGGUAUUUUGCCAAUGGAACUGCGCCGCCUCGUAGACAGCCGACGUGAGGUGAAGAAACUUAUCGCUGCGGCCGGAGAUUCUGAUCCCGUGCGCUGUGCCCAAUGGAAUAUUCGCCAGAUGGCUCUCAAAAUCACAGCAAACAGUGUCUACGGUUGUCUGGGGUUCGCCGCUUCUCGCUUCUGUGCCCGCGGUUUGGCUGCCCUUGUCACAGGUCUGGGCAGAGCUCUGCUCGUCAACACUCGCGACAUCGUCGAGAAUAUGGAUUAUGAGGUGGUCUACGGUGACACUGACUCUAUCAUGGUCAACACCAACUCCAAAGAUCUGCUCAAUGCCCUCGCUAUUGGUGAGAAGGUGAAACACGAGGUUAAUCGGCGCUUUCGU